AUGUCUUAUUCUCGGAGAGCCGCCGUGUUUGUGCUGCUGCUGCACGCGGCGUGGCUCUCAUCGCCGCAUCGUCUCGUGGCGGGCCACCGGCGGCUUCCCCUUCUCAUCUCCCCUCCCCCCCCUCCCCUCCCCUUCUCCCCUCCCCCCUUCCCCCUCCCCUCCUCCCCUCCCCCCUCCCCCUCCCUCUCCCCCCUUCCAGCCGCAUGCCCCAGUGACGUUGUCUGCCCGACAGGAGCCUUCUGCGCGGUGGACAGCGGCGGCUUCCCCUUUUGCAAGUGCCUCACCGGGCAGGGCAUCAUCAACGGCGCGUGCUUGGAUGCCAUGAGCUGGAAGACGGUGGGCACGAGCGUCGUUCUCUAUAACGCCGCCUCCUUUGCCAACUCGCCCGCCACGCUCGCGCCCGCCGUGCUGCGCGCGCCGGCACCCAACUCCUCAGCCUGCACGGUGGUGCCGAAGGGGUUCAACGGCACGGUGGGGUCGCUGCAGAUCAUGUGGAACGUGAAUGACGGCGCCGCGGAUCACCUGGUGUGCGGCAAGCUCGUGUUCUGGGACAAGAACGACUGCUCUGGAUCUUCAUUUGCGUACGAGAUUCCCGGCAAGUGGACGGCCGCCAAGGCCGACAACUUCAAAUACGCCACCACCAGCGUCAAGAAGGCAACGGGCGUGGUGGCGACGGGCAGGUCCUUCUCGUGUCUGGCGGCCGUGAAGCCGCCUGUCACGGACCUGUGCGCCACGGCGUCGUGCCCGCCCAACUCCAAGUGCGUCCUGACGAACAGCUCCUUCGCGCAGUGCGUGUGCGACGCUGGACUGACCUUGGUUCCCGAGGGCUUCUGUGUUGAUUCGUGCUCCGUCAAGCAAUGUGGCAUCGGUGGCAAUUGCGUUCUUCUAUCUAAUGGCGAGCCGUAUUGUGCUUGCAAAACUGGCUACGAGCAGGAGUUCGUAACUGGCUCAUGCAUUGGAGAGGGUCAAUGCAAAGACUGCCUUCAGGGUACCUUUGGCAACAACUCUUUGCCGUACGCUUACUGCCCACCGGGCUUCAACAUGCGCUCUGGUGCUUGCCUGCCAGGAGUCGUGCCUGACGUGGCAGACAUCGCCAUCAGCAUCUACAGCACCACCAGCUUUGGCUUACAGAGUGGUCCCCCUUACGUCUUCCGCCUCAAGCCCAACAAGUGUGUCACCAUCCCGCCGGCCGUGGUUGCCAGCAGCAAGUCAGUGGGCAUUCUGUACCGAGCGCCUGGCACGUACGUGAGGUGCACCACCAUGACCAUCUUCACCCAGCCCUUCUGCGCUGGCUACUCUCUCAGUGACGCCGUGCCCAUCAACAACGACCUUGUUGCCACUCCCAUUCCGAAUAAUGGACUCUGGAAGCCCUUCGACAAGAAGCGGAAAAACGACGGCGACCUGGGUUCCAGCAAGGGUGCUGCUAAGAAGAAGAAGAAGAAGAAGACUCCAAACCCGGACAACAUCGUGGUGAACGAGGUGCUCGACAUCGACGAUGAAUACGCAGCAGCUGCAUGCCCGAUUCCUUCCUUCGCAGAGAAGGUGAAGCCGAAAGACCCCACCCUCCGUAAUCCCAACUCCCGUCCCCCUUCCCCUCGCAGCAAGGAUACUAAGAAAACAAGGCGCGGAUGGACCGUACGCGAGAAACUCAAGUGGGCGCGCCGCUACCAAGAGCUCGGCUCCCUCAAGAAGACCUCCGUGGAAUCCACGGCGUCCAUCGCCUGCAUCAGACGCUGGAGCGCGGAGGCUGCAGCGGGCCUUUACAAGGGAGCGGCGAACUGCCGCAAGCGGAUGCACGGGGCCGGCCGCCACUCACACUACCCCGGCAUGGAGGCGGCUUUGUACCGCUACAUAUGCCUGCAGUGCGCGAAUGGGGUGGUGAUCACGAGUGCGCUAAAGACUGCGAGAGUGUGCCAAGCACAGGAUAACGGGUGGAUGGACGAGAGCGCUGUGCAGACCUGGCUGACCAAGGAGGUGCUGCCCCAAGCCUACCGGAACCUGCGGAGGCCUCCACACCCCGUGGUGCUGCAGUGGAUUGCGGAGGCGUGUGAUCAAGUCCUCAAGCAGGUCAUCAUUGACGCGUUCCGCCACUGUGGGAUUUCAAGCAAGCUGGACGGGACGGAGAACCACCCCGUGAUGUCUCACCUGCGCGCGAGGAGCACCACUGAUGUCUCUGAGGACAUGACCCUCGGAGGGACCACGGGCGACAACACGCGCCUGCUUCGGCAGGCUCUUGAGGAGGAGGAGGAGGAGGAGGAGGAGGAGGAGGAGGAGGAGAUCCAGGUGGAGGGCGUCAGGGAGGUGGCCGUGGCAACCGGCCUAGAGGUGCUGUACCAGGAGACCCCCAACUACCGCGGAGCGGCGGCCGAGGCUGACCGCAUGAUCGAGCCAAGGCAGACGGCUAGGCAUGCCUGGCGAGUGCCAGACCUGGGUGUUAGGGAGCCUGAUGUUAGUGCAGAUGAGGAGGCCGUGACGGAGGGGGGCUAG
This is a messenger RNA of Closterium sp. Naga37s-1, 2487 nucleotides long. The record is from the annotation of a GenBank genome assembly. NCBI's taxonomy places the organism in Eukaryota, Viridiplantae, Streptophyta, Zygnematophyceae, Desmidiales, Closteriaceae.